CAAACUAGACUUGUCCUAACACCUUCUUAGUUUUAUUGAUCACACAAAAAACAACAAAUUUAAAGCAGCUGGAAAUCACCUAAAAAUACUUUAUGGUUUUCAGCUUUUGGGACACAUAUUAACUACACAAAUAAAAAGUAAUGAAGAAAACAUGCAGUAACACCUUUUCUGAUUAAAAGAGCAUUGACAACAUACUGUACUGUUCAAAAAGUAAAGUAACCUUCAGCACAGACAGGAGCCAUCCUGAAACAGUCUGAUGUAAAGAUGAUACAAUGGCGCUCUCUACUGGAAAAACAAAAACAGGUUGAAUUUGAGCUAUAGUUCUGUACAAUAUGCUCCUUUCUGGUCUAAAACUGGGCUUUUAAUAACAUUUUUAUAUCUUCUCCUUUAACAUGAGUGGAAAAACUAAAUGAAAAAUAAAUAAAUAAAACAAAACUUGUGCCUCAUAAGAACAUUUCCUAACUAAAAGGAAAACAUGCUCACGAGAUGUGCAAUCUAAAUGUUUCUGUCCCCUUUCUGUCACGUCUCAGACACGUCCUUCCAAGAAGUAUGCAGACGUCUCCGCAAAUGUAACAUUGCUCACUUUUAUUUAUUGUUUUUAAAUUGCACUUUGGUCACUGCUGGGGCCUGAGGGAGAGGGGACAAAGUUCACAGGAGGCUUGUAAGGAGGAGGGGGUGAAGAGGAGGAAGGUUAAAAAAAAGAAAAUUGACCUUUGAAAGCAAAACAGCAGGUGGAGAGCUAAAAACCAGGCAGCUCAAGACACAUCGGGAGGAAACCGAACAGAAAAAAAAUGAAAGUGUUUCUCUUAACUUAAAGAGUUGUCGCUCGUGUAGUAAUGAAGCCUAACGCUGGCUGUGUGGCAGAGCGAGUGUGAGCGCCGUUUGUUUGGAAAGCAGGAGCAUUUUUGUAGGAGACAGGACAAAUGGAGGGAGAGGAAAAGGYGACAGCAGCAAACGCCAGGCCGAGCCGUUUGACCGCCCUUCAGGAGCAGCUCAUCUGGGCCCUGCUGGAAUCCGGACUGUCCCGGGACGUCCUGGUCCAAGCCGUGGGGGAACUGGAGCGAAGCAAGGCCGGCGGCGGGCCCGACAGGGGAGAGAAGGGGGAUGGAGAGAGCUCGGAGGAGGGAGAAAUGGAUUUCCCGCCGCCUAUAUUCCGAGAUUUGGAGAAGCUUCCUCCGGAUGAGGCGUCCAAGCUCAGGGCUGAAGUCGACAGAUUACUGCAAGAGGACCCCUGGCAUGUUGCGAAAAUGGUGAAAAGCUACAUGCAGCAGCACAACUUACCUCAGAGAGAGGUAGUGGAGUCCACGGGACUCAACCAGUCCCACCUGUCCCAGCACCUCAACAAGGGCACGCCCAUGAAGAACCAAAAGAGAGCCGCUCUGUACACCUGGUACGUCAAGAAGCAGUGCGAGAUCAGCCAGCAGUUUACCAAUGCCAAACACGGCCUCGCACCUGCAGAAGAACAAGGAGAGGAAACYAAAAAGGGGCGAAGGAACAGAUUUAAGUGGGGUCCUGCAUCCCUGCAGAUCCUCUUCAACGCCUACGAACGACAAAAGAACCCCAGCAAGGAGGAAAGAGAGGGGCUGGUGGAGGAGUGUAACAGGGCGGAGUGUCUGCAGAGGGGGGUGUCUCCCUCCCAGCUUGCUGGUCUGGGCUCCAACCUGGUCACCGAAGUCCGAGUGUACAACUGGUUCGCCAACCGCCGCAAAGAGGAGGCCUUCCGUCACAAGCUGGCCCUCGACACAUCUUUCACCUCCCAGUCAGCUUCCUCCUCUAACCCCGCCCUCCCGCAGAGCCCCGAGCACGGUGUGAAAUACAGCCAGCAAAUCUCGUGUGACACAGUUAGCUCAGGUAGAGGCGGCGCCGUGGAGCGAGUGGGGCGUCUUGUGGUCAGUCCCGUCCAACUGGAACCCAGCCACACACUCCUCGAGACCCAUAACCCAAAGCUGGUGUCCAGCAACGGCCCCCUGCCCCCAGUAAGCACUCUGACGUCCCUGCACAGCCUGUCUGCCUCCCCUGCAUCUUCACAGAGCCUCAUCAUGGCUUCAGUGCCGAGCGUCAUGAGUCUAGGAGAGUCCUCGCUUCUCAUUGGAUUAGCUUCCACGCAGCCACAGACCGUCCCCGUUAUAAACAACAUGGGAGGAGGUUUCACAACUCUCCAGCCGAUCUCAUUCCAGCAGCAGCUCCACGCCUCCCACCAGCAGCCUUUAUCACAGCAGCUUCAGAGCCACAUGGCUGCCAGUCCCUUCAUGGCGACCAUGGCUCAGCUGCCAUGUCACAUGUACAAGUCGGACUCGCCCCAGUACCACUCGUCCAGCCUGCUGUCUCAGGCCAUGGUCAUCACUGACAGCAGCAGCCUGGGGACCCUGACCAGCCUUGCUGCAGUCAGACAGAUUCUCACGGCAGACCCAGAGGAAGGGACAGACUCACCUUUACAAGAUGAUUCAUUACACCUGCAGCCGCACACACCUGUGCCAGCUUCCUCUGAGAGCCUGGAGCUGUAUCCUUCCUCUCAGAUGACAGAGCGCCAUCCAUCUCACAUCCUCUCACCAUCACCGACAGACAUCAGCUCCUACAUGCCGACACAAAUGGUCUCUACAGCCCAGUAAUGCUUCCUCUCCUGCCGUCUCAGCUGAACGCUGAGGCGUGACGGUGUUUGGGAAGGACAGCUCCUCCUGGAGAAUGUUUCCUCCCAACAGAACCUGGAGAUGGAGGGCCGYGACGAUGACGUGUCAAAGACUGCCUGAUUCAAACUCUGUACAGCUGUAGCUGGAACCACCGACGCAGCAAAGAAAUAACUUAAGAUCAACACCAAAACACGCUUCUUUUUAUUAAAAUGUUUUGUAAUAGUCAAAAAUUAUAACUUGAGGAGAAAUUUGAAAAUUGUAUGCCACGUGCAUUUGUUUUGAGUAUGCCGUCUUAAAACGCUUUCCAUGAAAAUGUGACUGAAAUAACUCUGAACAAUGURUGUAAAGUUAUUUUUAAAUUCA
Molecule: messenger RNA, 2990 nt
Organism: Austrofundulus limnaeus
Lineage: Eukaryota; Metazoa; Chordata; Actinopteri; Cyprinodontiformes; Rivulidae
Gene: hnf1a
Product: HNF1 homeobox a
Exons: 10
Coding region: 924-2609 (561 amino acids)
Biological process (GO): insulin secretion; positive regulation of DNA-templated transcription; pancreas development
Cellular component (GO): nucleus
Molecular function (GO): DNA-binding transcription factor activity, RNA polymerase II-specific; RNA polymerase II cis-regulatory region sequence-specific DNA binding
Source: RefSeq, a predicted model, not a curated record